CCGAUUCAAAAUGGAGGACUCCAUGGAAGAGGACCCUCUCUCACUGUAGAUUUUAAGACGAUCAAAACAACAACAAUUCUUAUUUUCAGAAAAUGGCGAUUCAACAUGGAGGACUCCGUGGAAGAGGACCCUCUCUCACUGUAGAUUUUAAGACGAUCAAAACAACAACAUUUCUUAUUUUCAGGUGAUUAUACACUGAUGGAAACAUACUAAUACUAAGAAAUACUUCUAAAAAUGACACAAUGGAUCUUUAAUGUUUUAAAAAUUUGAACGUUUAAUCGACUAACGGUUCAUGUUCGAAUGUGCAGCGUGUGGUCUUUAAAUGUUAACACCUGUCCGUCCCGGAGUUCGCGUCCUGUCACAACACGUAUUAGCCGCGGUGGGCGGGGUUAACAUCUUAACGCGGACACAUUACAAACGCACCAGCUGCUCCUCCGUAUGUGGCGGUUAUAUAUAUUUUUUAAAAACUUUUUGACUAUGUCCGUUUGAACGUUUUUAUCAAUGUAAUGAGCGCAACUUGUUGCUCAGACGUGAGCAACUUUUUUUUAGUCUUCAAUGGGUUGAAAGCGUGUGAAGGGACGGGGGGGAGAUAACGGUAAUACCGACGUUAGCCGAAUGUUAGCUGCCGGACGGUAACGGAUCAUGGAGCGCGGCUCUCUCUCGAAGUACUCCUGGAUCGACUUCGCUUUCUCGGUCGUCGGCGUGUUCACCUUCCUGGUGGACUGGGGCUCGGAUGUAUGGGUGGCUACGGAGUUUUACAACCAGGGCGACUUCUUCUGGUUCGGGGUGCUGCUCGGCCUCAUGGUCCUGUCGUCGGUCGUGGUCCAGAUGUUCAGCUGGUUCUGGCUCAAGUAUGACCGAGAGCUGCCGGGGUUCAGCAGCGCGCAGACCCCGGGAGGGAGCGUGCUGUUCGGGGACCGAGUGAAGCUCUCCUGCCUGCUACAUGUGCUCCAGCUGGGCUUCCUCUGCAGGCACAUCUCCGCCAUCCGUCAAGGCUUCAGGGUUUGGUGGCGCAAACAGGAAGGGUCGGAGUACGCCGUCUACCUGACCCACGACCUCAGCAUGCUGCGGCUCAUCGAGACGUUCGGCGAGAGCGCUCCUCAGCUCACCCUGAUGAUUUACGUCAUGCUGCGGACAAACAAAGCCAGGACGGUUCAGUUUGUGAGCAUCGCUGCGUCGACCACUUCCAUAGCCUGGAUGGUGGUGGAUUACCACCGCUCGCUGCGCUCCUUCCUCCCCGACAAAGCCAAGCAGGGCUGGGGUUCGUCCUUGAUCUACUUCCUCUGGAACCUGCUGCUAAUCGCCCCACGCGUGGCGACGCUUGCCCUCUUCUCCUCUGUCCUGCCCGGGUACAUCGGCGCCCACUUCCUCUUGCUGUGGUUCGUCUUUGUGUUAUGGGUGUGGCGACAGAAGACGGAUUUCAUGGACAGCGUCGCCGGGGAGUGGCUCUACCGGGCCACCGUAGGGCUCAUUUGGUACUUCAGCUGGUUUAAUGUAGCGGAGGGUCGUACCAGAGGCCGGAGCAUCAUCUACCAUUCCUUCGUCACCGUCGAUGGGGUCAUCCUGCUGGUGACCUGGUGGUGUUACAGAGAUCCUGUCCAGUCCGAGCCGUACGCCCUCGCUCUGCUCAUCGCUCUACCUCUCACCUACCUCCUGGGGCUGCUCUUCAAAGCCAUCUACUACUGCUGCUUCCACCCCAAGCUGUGGGGGCCCCCCGUGAGGGACCCGGGACUCCCCGACGAUCUGCCUGAUGCAGACGUGUCCUUCAGGGCCUUUCCCAUCCAGGAUGUCACCGUGUCCGCCCAGCUUGUCAACAAACGGAUGGGUCGCCAUGCCACUCAUUUUUACUCGGACCAAGGAGUCACGAGAAGCACUGAAUACAGAUAGAGUCACAUCGGUGAUGUCUGGCUUUGUUUGUGUCACGGCCAACGUGUACUACUGAUAGGAGAUGUUACUUUUGUAGAAUUAUUUGUACUACAGUUUCACCAGAUUACAUUUUCUUAUUCCUCAGCUCUACUCGAACAUGAGGUAAUCCAUCAAACUACUUUCUAAAGACGUUUUCUACAAAUAGCUGCAAACAAAUUGUAUUUUGUUGUGUUUACACACGGGGGGAGCCAGCAGCUUUUUAUACAAUUUCUAUGAAGAUAUGGGUUUGUUAGUGCCAUUAAAUUAAAGGUCCAGUUUGAUUUUUAGGGAGAAUAUGGCCAAACUUAAUAUAUAUUAUUCACAACUAUGUUUUCAUUCGUGUACAAUCACCUGAAAAUAAGAAUCGUUCUGGUUCUUAAACUGUGGUUUCCUGAAAUAUGUUUGAUAUCUCAUACCAUCAAAAUACAACAACGUUUUGAUUUCAAGUUAACUAUGAGAUCGCUGGAAUGAAAAAAAUGAAAGUUUUUGUUUCGAUGUCAGCCUGCAGUCAUCCCUCCAUGAUUAGUUACAAACUAAAACGUAACAAAGUUAGUUGUAGUGAUUCAUAAACUCUGCGAUCGUGGCUCCAAAUGGGGAAAUAUUGGGAGGACAAGUGUGAACUUUUCUCCACGAUGUCAGCUCUGGUUCUUUAAACGGUCAACACUAGAAUAAACCUGCCUCCUGCUUGAAAAGGUUCUGUACGCUGCUGUGUCUAAAUAGAGAGAGCCUGAUGUUUUUACGGUGUAAAAAGUUAGAGACUGAGACCUUUGUGCCAUGUUUCUACACACUGCGCCUUUAAUCCACAACGGUGAAGUCAAACCUUAGGUCGACGCGACGAUAAGGGCUAUCUCACUUUGUUUGUUGUGUUUUUUCGGCUGCUGCUACUGGAAGCUAUUGAAGGACUUUGAAUGUAGAUGAAACCAUGAUAUGCUCUCCUUCUGUCAAGUUCUGUCGUGAAAUAUCUAUUUUAGAGUUCUCGAUAAGGUACUAAUCCUUUAGGUCAACAGAGAAGUGUUGUUGCAUGUUUUACGACAGAAGUCUUCGCUGCAGGUUUAGUUUUCAGGUACGAACCCUCGUGUUCAAAUAUAGCGUGUCAAACAAACGUCUGUUUACUUCAGUAUUCGUGCAAACAUCU
This is a messenger RNA of Larimichthys crocea (large yellow croaker), 3040 nucleotides long. RefSeq names its product XK related 8, tandem duplicate 3 (gene xkr8.3). The transcript is spliced from 4 exons. The record is from RefSeq and is a predicted model, not a curated record. Gene Ontology annotation, cellular component: plasma membrane. The coding region runs from base 643 to 1887 and encodes 414 amino acids. Lineage: Eukaryota; Metazoa; Chordata; Actinopteri; Sciaenidae. Gene Ontology annotation, biological process: apoptotic process involved in development; phosphatidylserine exposure on apoptotic cell surface; engulfment of apoptotic cell.